AUUUGACAGCGCUCACUGGAAACAUACGUAUCGAUAUUAACGUUAAAAGUCACAUGCGGUUCUUAUCCAAUCAGACCCGUCCUUACAAUUGUACCUGUUUCCACCGAAGCCAAUAGCGUGUCGAGUCUGGCGAUGAGAAAGACUGAAUGAGUUAACACCAGGUUAUCGUGUAGAUUGUGUCGAAAUGUGACGGGUCCUCAACACGAGAUUUUAACUGGCCCAAAUGUGUCUGUUUUCAUCGUAUACGGAGUUCGUUCGAUCGCUAUGGUGGACCUACCUGUACUUUAAGUGAAAAUGAGGUUUUCUCGUUGGAGUUUCCAAGGCUGGAUAACACUAAUAGGAGUUCUUGUGUUAACAUGGACCCCAUCGUUUUCUCUCGACAGCUGGAUGCACCUGGGUGUGUCGUCUCUAGCCGCUGUCCCCCAGGACCGUGGCACGUGUAGCUCUGUCCCGGGGCUCGUGGAUUUGCAACAACAGGAAUGUCUUAAAAACCCGGAGUCUAUACUGUGUGUUAGUCGAGGCGCCAAGGCGGCCAUUUCAGAGUGCCAGAAGCAAUUUAAAUUCGAACGUUGGAAUUGUACGACUUCUCAGAACUACAGUGUGUUUGGACCAGUUUUGAAGAAAGGUACAAGGGAGACAGCGUUUAUAUACGCCAUUUUGAGUGCUGGAGUUGUGCACGCAGUGACAACAGCUUGUAGUCUUGGCAACUUGACGGACUGUUCGUGUGAUACGUCACGGUACGGUGAACAUACAGUGGAGGGGUGGAAGUGGGGAGGGUGUAGUGACAAUAUACACUAUGGAGUGUCGUUUAGUAAACGCUUCGUCGAUGCCCCGGAGACGCUGAUGCAUCAAAGUUCGCAGAAUCUCCGAAAUAAAAUGAAUCUACACAACAACGAAGUUGGACGUCAGGUCAUACAGGGGUCAAUGAAACUUCGGUGUCGUUGUCACGGUGUGUCUGGAUCAUGCGCAGUGCAGACAUGUUGGAAAAGUCUACCGGACUUCCAGCAGAUUGGCGAAAAACUGAAAACGAAAUAUGAAUGGUCAGUAAGAAUUGCAAGAAGAGCACGAAACAGACUUCGACGUCGGGACAAGACCAAACGGAAACGUCCAGUCGAGGCUGACAAUCUAGUAUACGUCCACCGGUCCCCGAACUACUGUCGACCGAACCCUAAAAAGGGCAUUCUGGGAACACGGGGUCGUUUGUGCAACAAGACAGUGAGUGGUCCAGAAAGCUGUGACCUACUUUGUUGUGGGAGGGGCUAUAAUACUCAAGUGCUGAGGCACGUGGAGCGCUGUCACUGUAAAUUUAUAUGGUGUUGUGACGUACAGUGUAAAAAAUGUGAAACGCUCAUUGACAAAUACACAUGUAAAUGAUAUUGACAUGUGAAGGUGAGGGACACUUGUUAAAAAUGUGAUUCAGGGCCCAAUAAGUACUUACCAUGUCUUUUACGACACCACAAAGGAUUUGCUGUCAUUUGUGAAAACGACAAAACACGCGGACAUAUUCAGUAAUAUACGUGUAGUGAAAACAGCAACAACCAACGUCAACCGGAUAUGUUUCAGCGGAUUUAAUGCCAUGAAGAUUAAAAUAACAUGCUCACCAACUUGUUGCCGUCGAUGGAUAAUUUGAUAUAUUGAGAAAAAUGUAAAAAUUUGUUUUACUUUGUAAUUUAAUCUAGAAUGUAGCGUCUCAAUUAGGGCAAUGAUUGUGUUGAUCAUGAAGGUUUUUUUAUUCGUUGGUUAUUUACAAUUUAUAUAGUUUGUAUUUUUUCUCAAUGACCACUAUCGAAAUAUCACAUGGAACCAUCAGUACAUAGGCACUGUGCACGUGAGCUCGUGACUGCACGCAAUCUGUCAGGAGAUCAAGGGAAUAUAUUGUGUUUUAUCUCUACUGAUGACGCGACAUUCUCAUUAAGGAUGCAUGCCACCGUUGCAAAUCUAUACUCUCGUGAUUUUUGCAGAAGUUAUCUCCCUUAUUUUAAAACAUUUGUAAGCAUUAACGUAUAAUGCAUAAUUACGAGUGGUAUAAUCAAUAAUAAACAUUGGUUUGUUUUGCACCUGUCAUCAAUUUAACGAAGAUUAUCAUUCACUAAUAUUUCGUAGGAUUCAUUUGUAUAAAUUGUUUCAACAUCCAUGGAUACAUUUCUAAGUUAGAAUGUUGUCAUCAGUUAUUUGUUUACAUUUAUUUGAUGAAAAAAAAAAUGAAAAAAGUAAGAUUGUUCAAGACUUUGCUGAUUGGAAUUAAUGUUAAUUCUGUAAGUAGAAAACAUCUUUGAACGAAACCUAUUUUGUCCUUCUGCGGCAAAAUGUCAAUACAAGUUCUUAUAAUUCACUUUUGAAAAAAAAAGAAAGAGACGUUUUAUACGAGCUUCUUCCAAUUUAGAUUAAGUCGAUCCUCCAAUUUAAUUAAUUAUAUGCCGAGCAUUGCAAUUAUCAAAGUAAAUCUAAUUAAUGUUUAUUCAAUUUGAAAUAUGUUGUUGAUUGUGGUGUAGUCAUGAAAGCUCUAAACAAACAAGCGUUUGCUUUAUUACUUUGGAGAAACAAUUAUCGCGUUUUACUGCUGUAUCUAUGUCAAGCUGAGACCUUAUUGAAAGGACUGGGUAUCGGGUGUAACAGACUCAUGUCUAUCCUUCAGGAGUUUGUUUGUGUCCAGGGAGAUACUUGUCUGAUCAAAUCAAACUAAACCACAAAUAGUCUUUACGAGAUCCACUUCAUUUUCAUCUCAAACAACUGUUUUUAUCAUACAGAUAAAGGAUAUUAUACCCCUGUAAUUGACUUGGAAUCUACGCUCUGCAAGCGGAGAGCAAUUAACAUGUGUAACGCUACCAGUUUUAUUUGGCAUCGGCAUUACACAUAGCAAGUUGUGAUCAAAGACAGCGAGUAAUGACUUCUCCAGUUAUUAUAACAUAAAGCCGGGGAAUCUCUCUCCGGCUCACAACAGUUGUUUAGACACUGCCUUUGAAACGCGUUUAGCCCUAGUAAACCUACAUGGUUUAUGUCUUCGGAGAAUCUUUCUGUAUUAUCCGUUCUAGUCAAUUGGAAAACCGACGGGCGAGAAAACGAACUUAGCUGAAUUGCAUUUUUCCAGUUGUAAAGUUUUACUUUUGAAAUUAUAUAUCUAUAUAAUGUAUACAAACAGACUGAGAAAAAAUUACCUUUUUUUCUUGUUGCAAUGUACCAAUUAUGCAUUCGAAUUGGAGUGGAUGGGCGUCCGACUAACCGGCAGCAUAUUCCCUAGCGACAGCUAACGGACACCAGUCGUUAAUAACGGAACUUCUCGCGCAAGCAAAUUCACACCACUUGUAUUAAUCCCAGAGGAAAGCCAACGACACUGUUAUCUCUGUAAAUCGAGGUCCCAGUCAGUCCUACAGAUUAUUCAGAAGUUUCAGGAAAUUACCAAGAUUACGCGUGGUGCUAUAAAGAAGAGAUACAUGAGAUUUGAGUAAUGGUAAAUAAGAUAUAUUAAUGACGUUUAUGUUACUUUUAUCCAAUGGAGAAUGUUUAUACAUAAGUUGAUUAUGUAAAAAAGAUAUAAACAGAUGUUUAUGGAUUUAAUUGAUAGUUCUUGUAAAUAUAAAAACUAAAGAUAUCUAGAAAAAAACUUAAAAAUACAUAUAUUAGCACAUCACGAUGUGUAAACAAAUCUUAUGUCAAAGGUUUAAUAUAAAAAUAAAACCAGAGGAAAAUUUAAAGAAAAAAAGUUUUUGAAAAGUAUAGAUUUAAGAAAAUCAUGAUCAAAGUAUGUAAUUUACUUCACUACCACGAAAUCCUUUAAAUGUUAUUGGUCAGAAAACGCAUAUAUCUAUUCAACUCACCAUAUUAUCUAGUAUCCAUGUAUGUUAUACCCCAACCGAUUCGUUCGACAAACUUAUUAAAAAGCACAUUUAAAUGGUUUAUUUGUAAUGCUCUGGAAAUCAUAUAUCACCAACGCCAAUAAAAUCGGUUGUAAUCCCGUAAUUUGAAUUAAAUACUUCAAAAAGCACAUUUUGGUGAGGCUAAAAUUUCGUGGGUUUUCAUGGACAGUAUGGAUAGAUAAAACCACCGAAAUAUGAUUUAAACCAUCUGAUCAGGGCUUCGUUACUAUUUUAUGCUGAACAUAGCAGCAUGGUGACCAAGUCAUGGGCAGAUGAUUAUUAUCAGAUUGGAAAUCAUUUAAUAUUAAAAAUUCAUUUUGAAAUUUCUACAGUUUGUGGAGAGUUUGCUGAUGAAGACUACCCAUGAAAUCGACGAAUAUUAAUACCCCCACGAAAUUUAUUAUUUUACAAUAAAACAUAAUACGCAUUGUACAUUUCUAUUGUUAAGAAUUCUUCUUAAACUCCCGUUCAUGUGCCCUUAAUCACAAAUUUGCUACUAUAGCCUAUACUGUGUUGUCCCGUUGUAAAAUUAGGUUGUAAUUUUAUUCAUUGAAUUUUAAUGUUAUGAACUUUUCAUCUUACAUUGUAAAUAUAUACACAAGUUAAAUGUAGAUGUACAGAAAGUAUUUUUUUCAUUAUUUUGUUGUCAUCAUUUCGAUAUUAACAGUAUGUGUAUGUACGUUUCACGACUAGUUGUAUAUUUAUACUUGCAAUACUAUCUAAAAAGAAUCUAUUGUACGUGUUGUAUUUGUAAAUGAAUGUCAAAAUAUAAUUUAUAUCAAAAAA
Pecten maximus is the source of this 4640-nucleotide messenger RNA. Its product is annotated as protein Wnt-16-like. Gene Ontology annotation, cellular component: extracellular region. The record is from RefSeq and is a predicted model, not a curated record. Gene Ontology annotation, molecular function: frizzled binding; cytokine activity. Gene Ontology annotation, biological process: multicellular organism development; neuron differentiation; canonical Wnt signaling pathway. Lineage: Eukaryota; Metazoa; Mollusca; Bivalvia; Pectinida; Pectinidae.